Messenger RNA from Quercus lobata, 852 nucleotides. RefSeq lists its product as uncharacterized. Lineage: Eukaryota; Viridiplantae; Streptophyta; Magnoliopsida; Fagales; Fagaceae. Gene Ontology annotation, molecular function: catalytic activity. Bases 1 to 852 code for a protein of 283 amino acids. The transcript is spliced from 2 exons. The record is from RefSeq and is a predicted model, not a curated record.
AUGAGGCUGAUAAGUUGGAACUGUCAAGUGCUUGGGAACCCUUGGACAGGUAGAAGCCUUCACAAAAUUGUGAGGGAACAAGCACCCACAAUCUGUUUUUUUAUGGAAACAAGACUGGACAAGGAUGGAUUUGUGAAUUUAUAUAGUAAUUUGCCUUUCAAUAAUAAGAUUAUUGUUAAGCAUCCUGAUGCUGGGGGAGGAUUAGCUUUUUUAUGGAAGAAUACUAUUAAUUUGGAGAUUAUUAAUUACACUGCAAACCAUGUCUUAGCAGUGGUAACUGAAGAGGAUGGGUUUAGGUUGUUCUUGAUUGGGUUUUAUGGAUGGCCAGAGGCACAAAAGAAAGUGAGAUCUUGGAGAUUGUCGGAACAUUUGAAGACCUUUAUAGAGGGACCUUGGAUGAUUAUAGGGGACUUUAAUGCUUUUUUACAUGCUUUGGAAAAGAAAAGUAGACGGCCACCACAAACUUCACAGGUUGAUGCAUUUAGGGACGCUUUGGAGUCUUGCCAACUUCAAGACCUUGGAUUCAAGGGGCAGAGAAGGGAGAAAAGCUUCAAGUUUGAGGAGUCUUGGCUGUUGAAAGCUGAUUGUGAGACCAUGGUGAAAGAGGCAUGGGGUAGAGAAAAUAUUGCUUCCCACGGCCUUGAGUCCAUCAAGCAAAAAAUUCAAAUGUGUGGAGCAGAAUUAUUGAGUUGGGGUUCAGCAUGGACUGAUCCGGAUGUUGAAGCUAUCAAAGAGAUUCAAAAAAGAUUGGACAAAUUGAAUGAGGAAGAAAUUUCUGAAACCAGCAAGGCCGAGUUCUUGGAUUUAAGCAAAAGGAUGGAUGAGCUUCUCCAAAAACACGAAAUUUAUUAG